CGCGCAUCCAAGGGACAACAAUCGCCCAAGAGAGGACUCGCUUAAAACAGCCCGAAGAUGGGUCGCUUAACAAUACUAUUGCUCUGUCUGGCUCUUGUGGUGUCAGUUGUGGCCAAACGCGGGAGUGGAUCCAAAGGUGGAUUCGGCUGGGGUAAAACUAGUAGUAGUUCAAACAAAGGUGGAAGCAGCUCCGGAAACAAAGGUGGCAGCAGCAGUAGUAGUAGCAGCAGCAGCAGCAGUAAAGGCACCUCAUCACAUGGGACACACUCAUCCCCUGGAAACUAUCCUCGCCAACCUCAAGUACCAAACCAGAAUCCACCUCCCUACCCUGGUGCUGGAGGUGGGUACCCUGGUCAAGGAAGAUAUCCACCAGCAGGCUCUAACCCAGGAUACCCAAACCAAGGGAGCUACCCAGGACGUGCUGGAUACCCUAACCAAGGUGGGUACCCAGCCCAAGGUGGAUACCCAGCCCAAGGUGGCUAUCCUGCGCAAGGUGGCUAUCCUGCGCAAGGAGGUUACCCAGCGCAAGGUGGAUAUCCACAAGGUAACUACCCAGGACGUAGUGGUUACCCAGGACAAGGUGGUUACCCAGCACAAGGUGGCUACCCAGGCGGAGCAUCAUAUCCUGGAGCAGGGUCGUACCCCAACAGGUACCCUGGUGGAAACCCUUACCCAGUUGGUGGGUCCUAUCCAGGUUAUCCAGUCCGAGGAGGUUCCAGUCCUAACCAGUUUGGUGGAGGUGUUGGAGGAGCAGGCGGAUAUCCUGGAGCGGCACAGUAUCCAAACUGGAACCCCAACAAUAAAAUCAUGAGCCCAGCCUAUGGCGGCAACUAUGGUGGUUACGGAUAUGGUGGCAGAUCACCUUUCGCCCAGUCAGUGCAGGGCAUGGGUAUGGCCCCUUCUUACAAAUCAAAGGGAUUCGGCAAGCAAGCAAUUAUAGCUGCUGGAGCUGGGGCUGUGGCUGGAAUGGCUCUGGGAUAUGGCCUGGGAAGUUUCCCCCGCCCCCGUUUCCACUUUCACAACCCUCAGGAGGAAUACUACUAUAAUCACUACAUGUACAGACGGUAUGGCCAGACUCCACCUGACGGUAACAUGAAUGGGAACACUAACUCUCAAGGCGGCAUUCCUGGUGAUGCAGGAUCGGCUUCUGCAGGACAAGGAAAUCUUAACCCUCAUGAAAUCUUCCAGAAUCCUCCUCCUCAGUCCUAUGACAAGUUUAUGGACACGUGUAUGAAGAGGACAGAUUUGCUCAGAGAGAAAUCGGAAGGAAGAUCGAGGAGAUCCCCUGACCUCUUUGAGCCCCAGGCAGCAGAAGUAGACAGUGAUCAGAGUGAAAUGCAAGAAAAUGUUACAAACAACAACAGCACUUCUGAAAGAACCAACUCUGCAGCUAGUACAGAUGAUUCUGUAACCACAAACCCACCAGAAACACCCAGCCAACCUCAAAAGCAGACCCAAGAAAGAGCAGCAGAAGCCAAUGAUGAUAAUGACGGCGACACUGUUAGCAUUAUGGAGAUUGGCUAUCCUAUGCUAAUCGAGCAAAUGAAAGCUCGACGUUGUGUUGAGCUGUACAUGGUCUACGCAGAACAGCAUGCAGAAAAACAGGCACAAGCUCAAGCUAAGAUGGCGGAUGAAGCCAGAAACGGUAGUGGCAACCUUCCAGGACCCAUAAGCCACGGAGGCAUGUUACUUAUCACUAGCAUCCUGUCUCUUAUCUUCAGUUCCCUUCUACACUGACAUUCUCAAGUAGAUGACACGUAAAACCCUUUCAUCAUGGCGGAGAGACAGAUGAGUGAACCAAUCACGCCUACGUUACCUAACAAAUUUAUCUUUGAUUUUGGGCAGGACAUUUUUGAAAGACUACUUGAAGAUUCAACAGAAAGUACUGACAUUUCUCACAAUCACUUUUGUUCAGUAACGUUACUAAACUGCAACAUGAGCCACCUAACAACUUCACAUGAGCCUGUUCUUGGAAGCAUUAUAUAUUAUAAUAUCAUUUUCCCCCUAGCAAAGUUCACCUUCCAUCACUGCCACCUUUCUUGCAUGUAGUUUGGUGAACGUUAGUUUGGCUUCCGAGACAGCAUGCUGCAUGAACAUUUCAUUACCUCCAGGUUUUUUUGCAUGGCAUUGGCAUUUGGCUAAUCGUUUUCAGCUGGCAACAGUAAAUGAAUCAAAGAUUUUAAUGACAUCAGGUGGUGGCUUCUUGUUGAAUUUUUUUAAUGGCUCUCCUGCUUGUGUAGUACUUACUGAAACAUUUGUGUUGUAGUGUUUAUUUUCCAUUAUUUGGACUGUUAACCGAAUUAACUGAGCUAUUUAUUGUUGUAUUAAAUUAUAAUUUUGACCAUUUUAACGUUCGUUAAAUGUCCUCCACUGUUGGUUUUCCUAUUUUAUUUCCUGAUGGCACUUCAUACAGAAUUCUCCUUGUGUUUUAAUCAGCUCUUUUGUAAAAAUGAUCUAGACUUUGCCCGUUUAAUUCUCUGCAGUGAAAAUACUGCAUUUUAGGAACUAAUGGCCUGUUUCCACUGAGUGGUACUGUACGGGUCACCUUUAUCAGACUUGCAUUUCCACUGCCAAAUUGUACCAAUUGUGGGCGUGGUGUCAGAUAGAAAGUUGCAGUCGAUGUUCUUGUUGUUUGAGGAAAUGUCAUAGUAAAGCUGUACGAGUCGUUCACAUCAUACGAAAAGCUCAGGGUGCUUUCACACCUGCCUUAUUUAGUUCGGUUGAAUCGCACUAGAGUUCGUUUCCCCUUUUGGUGUGGUUCGUUUGGGCAGGUGAGAAUGCAGCAAUCGUACUUGAGUGUGCACCAAAAGCGGACCAAAUAAGCAUACCGAGACCUGCUUGAAGAGGUGGUCUCGGUACGCUUUCAAACGAACCCUGGAGUGGUUCUUUGUGGUGAGAAUAUGAUCCGUACUAAAACAGACCCAACCGCAAAAAGUACUGCGCCUUUUAGACCAAUUCAGCUGCCGUAGGCUGAUGCGCUGUGCAUUAUGGGAUAUGGAGGAAAAAUAUUUGUCGACAGCGCUUUACCAACAGAGAGAGAGAGAGGGGGGAAAACACUACCUGAUGGAUCGUUGGUAAUAUUUACGCAAGAUGAGCAUGUCGCAGUUUAGCUAAAUUAAUUCACGGAUCCUCCUGAAGUGACGAGCGAUGCAUUAAACACUGUUUUCCAGCCGCGCUUCAUUUUCGUAAUGUAUAGUAGUUUCUUUUGUUGUGCUAGGAAAGUGGUACGUAACGGUUCGGUUUUUGGUACCUUUUGACAGUGGAAAUGGCCAUAAAAGCGUACCAAACCAUACCACACCGUACCACUCAGUGGAACAGGAAAUAAAACAAUCCACAUCCAGAUCUGAUGUGUCUUUCAUUCCACUCCACAUUUUAAGCGCUUUCUGUGUGAAUGACUCUCUAGUGAAUGUACACUGUAUGGUUUUAACUCGAUAUAUGUAUAAUAAUAUCCCAGCGUGUCAAUUCAUAUCAUAUGUAUGCAUGUGUACUGAUUCAGAGAUGCGCUCAUGCAGCUCAUCUCCAUUUCUCACCAAGAUAAAACAUCAUUUUAUAUAAUCUUGGGUCUCUAUCAGUAGCUUGGGUGCUGUGGUUUCCUUGAACAUUACUGCUGAACAUUCAAGUAGAUUAACAAACGAGCUUGGCACUUUGCUAAAUCAUUGACCUAGGGACUUUGGCACUGGAUGAUCAGCAGAAGGCAAUGUAUAACGCCUUAUUGUUCGCAUAUGUAAUAAUGUUAUGCCUUUGGGAUGUUGUGAAUGUUCAUGUGUGUGUAAUGUUACCAUCACUGGGAUUAAAGUGAUUAAAUGCACCUUA
Messenger RNA from Danio rerio (zebrafish), 3813 nucleotides. RefSeq names its product prion protein, related sequence 3 (gene prnprs3). The record is from RefSeq and is marked provisional. NCBI's taxonomy places the organism in Eukaryota, Metazoa, Chordata, Actinopteri, Cypriniformes, Danionidae. Gene Ontology annotation, biological process: protein homooligomerization. Gene Ontology annotation, cellular component: membrane.